AGUAAGUUCAUUUAUUGUUUGCAAGUUAUUGGAUAACAACAAAAAAAAUAUUUUGAUAGUUUGUAAAUAUUUUUAUGAAUUGAAAAAAAGAUCUUACACAUGAGUAAAUUGAGACAUUUGUGAUUAAUCAGACAAUUGAUUAGUUUUUAUCAGUGAAGAAGUGUUUGCAUGGAUUACAUUCAAAAAUCCAAAGUCUAACCUCGACAGUGUGAAUUGUAUCCAAAUAAGGAAAUCCCGCCAAAAAACUGUAACAUUGUGGGAUGAGAUGUAACAAAACUUUCUGUCAGAAUAAAUUAUAAAUAAGUUAAUAAAAAUGAUUUCGUUCAAUUCAUAUAAAGCUGCACAGGCAUCUUCAUCAAAUUCAAUGUCUAGUACAGAAAAUUCGCCAAAGAAAUAUAAUCUAUUAUUCUCCUUCAACUUUGAUGAAAAUGAAGUUGACAGUGAUAAUUCUACGGAUUCAGAAAAUGCUGAUCUCCGAAUAGAUGUAGCUGAGAUGGAUGAUAUUGAACAGCCCAAAAAACGAAGAAGAGCAGAAGAAUAUGAAAUAUCAGUACUAAAUGAAAUGGAACAAGAACUCGAAAGACAGCUAGAUGCUAAGGCAGCUAAAACUAACUUGACAGCUACAAAUGUUAAAAAUAUUCUUAAACACGUUAUUACUAAUGAACAUGUUCUUGCCAUGGUUCAAAAUAGACUUCAUAAUACUGAAGACAAUGUUGUUUUUGAGCCUAAGUUGACCAGAGCAAAAGCAAAGGAACUAGCAAAAACUCAACCGAACAUUCCUUGGCCUAUGACUCCAGUAAAAAAGUUACCAUCUUCAGAAGUCCAAGCUUUAAUCGCAGAUGAAUUAAGUGAAGACUCUUCAGAUGAAGAGUAUAAACCUGAAGAACCAGAUCCUCAAAGUGAAGAUGAAGGCGAUGGUAAUUUGACAAGUGAUUUAGAUUCUCAACCACCAACGCCAGUAGUGGCUUCUGGGACUGGUCCAGUAGAACAGCAAACUUUAACUGCUGCUGAUAUUAAUUAUGAUGUUGAAGGAGUAUUUAAAAUUCCGAAUGUUCCUCAUGUGCCUACUGAAGAAGAAAGCAUUGGACACAGAACACGUUCAAAACUAAGUCUAAAUGAAACUUCUAUAGAACAAAUAGAACAAUCUUUUAUACCUCCAGACAUCACAACUGAUAUGUAUGAUUGGGAUGGCGAUAUUGAUGAGGAAUGGGAUAAAUUUUUAAAAGAAUUUACAAAACCUCUUCCUCAUGAGCCAAAUGUUGAUGACGAUCCAGAAGCUGAUCCGGAAUAUAAUAUAUUAGAAGACCGCGAAUCAGAAUUAUUGGACAAAGAAGAGCUUCGAGUAGAUAAUGGAGUUAAAGUGACACGAAAAGAAUUGAACGACUUAGUCGCAGAGCUAUUUGAAUUUGAAGAUAUGUUUUCUAAAGGACAGAUUGAACAGCCGAAGAAAAAAAAAUCAGCAGAUAAUAGUAUGAAUUCUACAACAAGCAAUCCAGUAAAUAAUUCUAUGAUAGAUCUUAUACCAGCUUUAGCAGAACCAGAACUACCAGAGCUCGUAGAUUCAAAGUUACGUUCACUUUUAGCUGUUCAAUUUGAACAACACGUCCAAUUAAUGACCCAACAUUAUGUUAUGAGCUAUAUGCAUCCAGAAUUUCAUUCUCAAUCAAUUAUAUGCAAAGAAAAUUUAGAAAGUAUAAGAAUUCUUCAAGAUGGUGAACAUUCAGCUUUCAAUGUAAAGAAUCUUGAUGCAGCUCUGACAUUAAUUAGCAAUUGGGAAGCUAAAUUCGAAGAUGAAAAGUUUCAUGCACGCUUUUUAGAUAAUUUACAACAAGAAAUAAAAUUAGGCGAAAAAAUGUUCAAAAAUCGAUUAAAAUAUUAUGGGGAACUAGAUCCAUCAAUACGCAAAUUAUUUUUGGAAAGUGAAGCACUAAUGUACCCGGAAUUGUUACCAAUUACUACGUUUAGAACCGAAAUCGUAAACACUAAGAGAACUCCAUAUUUACCAUCAGAGAAACGAUUGCUGUUGCUUGGUCUUUCUGAAUUUAUUCCAUUUGUUGAAGCACAACACACCAAAUUUAAAGGAAUGACAUUGGUUUUACAACGAGCCACUGGAUUAAUUCACCAAUAUUUAAUGCCUAACAGAUCACCUGAAGCUCUUAGGUCAUAUAUAACAGCUUGUUGUCGAUUGAAAACAGAUAAUCCUAUAAAGAAGUUUUUUGAAACGCGACAAGUAUCUUCAAGAAUUCAUUGUAUAGCUGAUGAUUAUGAAAUGAAAGCCCCUAAGGAUCAUCCUAUUUCGUCAUUACCAAUGGUUUAUCAAAAGCACAUUGAAAAAGAAAAAAAUAAAAAAUAUGAUUCAUUGGAGUCUUUAGUUUCUGAUCUAUCUAAUUCAAAAACAGAUUUUCUAGUAGAUGAAGAUUUACUAACACACACCGUUAAUAUGAUGCCCAGUAUGAGCUUGCGUGAGACGGGGAAGAAAAGUGGAAGGUUAAGUGCAAUAACUGAGAAUGUAGAAAAUAAAGAAAGUACCUCUGAUGAAACAUCACAGCAAAUGAGAAAGACUACACCACGCUUGGCAAAAACUAGAAGUGUACAAAAUAUGAAAUUAAAGAGUCAAAUAUCUGGAUCUAAAAAUUCACAAACUACUGAAGCAUUAUUUAAAUCGAAUACAAAAAAUGAAUCACUUUCAACUCCUGAAGAACCUGCUGGAUCUACCAAAGGGGAUAAUGAAGAUGAAAUUGCUGAGUUAAUGUUGGCCAGCACAACAAUAAAAAAAGAUACUGUAAACAGGAAAAAGGCCAAACAAGUUAGAGAAUCGGAAAAUAUAAAAAGAAUGCUGGAAGCUGAAAAAGAAUUAGGACAAGAAGAACGAGCAACAAAAUUUGCAGCCUCUUUUAUGCAGAAGCUACACAUGACUUUAGAAUCAAGUAAUCCGGAAUUGUUACGAUCAGUUAUUAAAUUAUAUUUAGAGUAUAGCGAGAAGCUUGAGAAGAGUGAGACUGAAAGUGAUAACAAGACUAAUAAUCAAAACGAAAAGAUGUCGAUAGUUCGAGAAGCUCAUGACCGAUUAGCAAUAAACCUCUACAAAGAUGUUUGUGAAGUACUUAAAGAUCAUCCAGAAAUGUACACUGAUUUUUUACUUUUUCUCAAGCCUCACCAAGCUGCAAUGAUUGAUAAAUUAGUGGAACAUACAAUGCUUCAAAAAAUGCUUGACUUUAUUAAUGCUGCUCAGGUUUAUUUUGCCAAACAACCUUCAAGAAUGGCACGAGUAAUGCAAGCAAUCACUCAACUAGCUACAGAACCAAAUGUAACUUUGGAAACAGUUCAUGCAACAAUGGAUCCAGUUUUGAAAGGACAUCCAUUGAUUAUGGAUAUGUUCCAACAAAUAAUUCCAAGUGGAAAGCCACCCGAAAGUUUAUUUGCCGCAAGUUUAUUCGAAAAUUUAACAUGUCCUGUACUUCCUCAUGACAAACAUCGAACAUUUUCUGAAGAUGCUCCUGAAUUAUACGAAAACAUUGAACUACCUACGCCAACAACUCAAGAUGACCCUUAUGGAGGUGAUAAUUGUAAAUGUGACUGUCACGAGACAAAUGAUUCUCAAUCAAAAACUGUCAGUGAGCACUGCAUUUCUUGUGGAGUGAGAUUUUUAAAUGGACGGGUGUAUCUUCAAACAUCUGAAGGUUUAAGACCAGCUAAAGUCACGUUUCCAGGUGAUGAUGACGAGAAAUUCGAAAAUAUCGCCAGAGUUUCUCUGAAAACAACUGAAAAAUUUGUACCAGCUCCUCCAACAGGUAGAAGACGAAAAUCUUCAAAAAAUGACUUGAAUACAGAAGAAGUUGCACAAAAACAAUGUCCACUAAAGAGUUCUCCAGUUAAAGAUAAUGAUGAUGGUGACAGGGGUACAUUAAAAACUAAAAGAGGAGUGAAGUCUCCUCCUAAAGUCAUGGAUCAAAGAAGGUACUCGAAAUCGUCAGAAAUUAACAGCAACUCUAUAUCUUCUGUGCAUUCUCAUACUGAAGUUACGUCACCUUUGAAAAGUAAACGUGAAAAACGAGCUGAAAGAAGAGAAGCAAAAACCGAAUCUAAAUCUACAGUAGAUUUGAAUAAUAAAUUUAGUGAAACAGCUAUGAUCUCAAAUGAUCAAGAAGAAUGCACAUUCAAGAAUAGUGAUAAUACUGAAGAAUUUAAUAACCCAAUUGAUAAUGGUAAUGUUGAAGGUUGUAUUGGUAUUGAAGUCGAUGAUAUAAAUUUUAAAUCUACUGCAGAAACUUCAAUAAAGUCAGAAGUUGUAGUUAAUAAUAAACCCUGGACAAGGCAAGAAGAUGCAUUAUUGCUUCAAAAUAUUCAGGAAGAUUAUUCAGAACGUACUUUCGUUAAAGUUAGUGAAACGCUUGGCAAUCGUACAGUGCAACAGGUCAAAGAACGCUGUCAAAUACUCCUUUCACUGCUCGAAAAAAUGGUCGAAGAUUAGAAAAAUUUAUGAUAUAUAGAGAGAAAGAACUGUUCAUAAAAAGAUAAUUUAUUUGUUUAAAAAAAUUUUUAAUAAAUAUAUUGAAGUUGA
This is a messenger RNA of Chelonus insularis, 4561 nucleotides long. RefSeq names its product muscle wasted (gene mute). Gene Ontology annotation, molecular function: transcription coregulator activity. NCBI's taxonomy places the organism in Eukaryota, Metazoa, Arthropoda, Insecta, Hymenoptera, Braconidae. Gene Ontology annotation, cellular component: nucleus. Bases 314 to 4471 code for a protein of 1385 amino acids. The record is from RefSeq and is a predicted model, not a curated record. The transcript has 12 exons. Gene Ontology annotation, biological process: regulation of DNA-templated transcription.